AUGGCUUCGACAGCUACAACAGUUCAUGCCCCAGAGUCGGCGUAUCGCCCGGAUCCGCCCCUCGGCACCAUGGAUUUCAAUAUGGACGACCUGAACGAGCCAACAACCCGUCCAAACCCACCACCCUUUGUGUUUCCUAGACGACCAUCCGAUGCAGACAACGACAACGACCCACCACCUCUACCGACAUUCUCGUUCAACCCCGGCAAUCUACAUGCUCCCAGCCCGUCAACAUCGGCGGUGCCGGUGCCUCGGCCGGGCGGCCAUCGUCGACGACCCAGUGAACUCAUCGGUGGUGAAGGGCCUCCAAGCCCUCGCAUCUUGAGUUCCAGUCCAGGGAAGUCGGAGAUGGACGUGCCUGGGAUGCCGCUUCCUGCCCCUGCCCCUGCUCCGGGAGGGCCUCCUCGCGGCCCUGGUCGACGGGGCCAUGCUCAUCGCCGCUCCCAGGCCAUGUCAAGCAUGGACUUGUCCGCAAUGACCAAGGCCUUUCCUCCCGCACUGACAGUUGGCAGCGCUCCCACAAGCCCUGCUGAUAUGAACCAUGCAUUCCAAGAUAACAUCAUGCAGCCAAUGUCUCGCUCAGCAGUCAGUUUGCUGCAUCACCCAACACCCCCAGAAUCGCCCGGGGACCGGCCGGACGAACACAACCCCGACAUCACAAACACCAUUGCCGUUCCAGCACAGAGGCCCCGUCCGGUAUCCCUGAUUUCGAAUGAAACUUCCAGCACUUUAUCUACUGUGCGCCCAAGUCAUUCCCGUGUCAACAGCGCCACUCCUAUCGCUACUCCUACGAAAGCAGACAACCAGUAUUCACAAAAACCCAAGGUUCGACCAAAGACUGCAGACGCCGCCUCGUUAAUGGCUCCUCAGCCCAUGGAUCAUAUGCCUCUUCCGGAUUUACCGCUUUUUCGGAGGUCGUCGCUCGGAAACAGGCUUAGCGAACCAUAUCGGUUGUCGUCCGAGUCUGUAGACACAGCUUCUACCAAAUCCAAGACCAAGAAAAAGUCUUCGAAGAAGCACCGGAAGAAAGCCUCUGAUCGUGAUGGCAAGGAUGGUUCCACAGGCAAAAUGCCAGGCGCUACCGAUAUGGCUCGUGAAUUGUCCAGCGAUAGGUGGGAAUCAGCAUCCAGCACAUUAUCGCGAGAAGACUCGGCGCGCAAAAUGCGCAGGUCUGCUAAAAGAGACAAACGAGAACAAAAAGUGCGCUCGUGGGCUGGUGCUAUAUUUCCGAUCAAGAGCAAGCGAACUCAGGUGAGGAAGAUAUCGCGACGAAGUCCAACUCCACCACCUAUUUUGACCCGGACCAAUUCCGACAUGGGGUCUAUUGAAGUGGAUUUCGAUACCGAUAACACGGUCAUCAUUAGAACGCCCACCAAUCCCAAUGCGCCUGUCUCGAUGAACCCGGACAUAGAACCAGCGUCCGAGACCGGUACUACGUUUGAGGCUGCUUGGAAACCACGCAGUUUUUACGAACAAAAUGCACCUGAUGAUACUUUUAGCCCAGUGAUUGACCUUGAUGCCGCCCUGGGCCCUUUCAACACACCAGAAAUGAACUCUGGUGGCCAGGUAGCCGGCAGUGCAUUUUCCCAGGCAACCAAACGUAUGUACAGUGGUGGCCGGCGAGGCGAAUUUGUUGGACCCGAGAUGCGAUAUCACCGUCGUGCCGAAAGUGCCCCCGAAAUGCCUCCUAUCGAUCGCAACGCUCUCGGAUUCCCUAGGCUGGGUAGCGAUACAACCAUGGCCCAUGCAGAUGUCUUUUAUGAAGAAGAGGAAGAUGCAUUCUUGGCUGAACAUGAGGACGACUAUGAAUCGACAUCCGAAGACGCCGAUACUUCCGUCUCAAGCGCCGCUGAAGACGAAAUACAGCCCUCGAGUAGUGAUACACUCCGCGUCCCCACGCAAGACAGAACAGUGCCAGCUCCCCCAUUCGAUGAUGGACUUGGCAUUCAUGUAGCCAAGAGGCCCGUUGCGGACCCUGUUCUCGAAGAUGGGCCGGGUGACGCUAUCAUUGAGGAUACCCACCCGAACAUUGCCAUUCGCACUUCGUCGUAUCAAGAAAUGGCAUCGAAGAAAUCUGUUGAGAUAUUUGAACCAGAUCAAUGGUUGCCUCCCCGUGCUCAAUAUGUCGGAAGUCCAGAUGUCUCUCCACACAUGUUGACAUUUGAAAAACGCCCAUGCUCUUCGCCUAUUGAUUUCAGCGGGAGUCUCCCGCAAUUAUCGUUUCCUUCCCGAAAGCCUUCGAGCUCUGCAUUCCCAUCUCCUGACCCAUCAAACAUGUCUUUUGAAGGGCCCCACUCUGCAACGGCCUCGUCAAUGACCGACCAGACCACAUUCAACCACCCCGCUCAGUAUUCCGCCGAGGAUAUUCCAUCCCUGAGUAGCAGUGCUUCGACCAAGACAAAUUCCCGUGGAAGGUUUUCAUCUGGCUUUUACGCACGAACGUCGGGAGAACGGCCAAUGUCAUUUUCUAAUCAUAAUAUGGUACCUCCUCGAUCAAGCCAUUCAAUGUCGGCGAAGCGAGCUAGCCUUGUGAGUUUGUCCAGGCUUGUGAGCGGGUCAUACGGCGAAAAGAGCAAACUUCGACACGAGGAGAAGCCUCCGGCGGACGAAACCGAGGUGAACCAGAAGAAAAACAAUCGCAUGAGCCGUCUUAUGUUUUGGAAAACGAGGGACAAGCAAAAAUCUCGGGGAGACGGCAACUAA
Molecule: messenger RNA, 2703 nt
Organism: Talaromyces rugulosus
Lineage: Eukaryota; Fungi; Ascomycota; Eurotiomycetes; Eurotiales; Trichocomaceae
Exons: 1
Coding region: 1-2703 (900 amino acids)
Source: RefSeq, a predicted model, not a curated record